AUGGUCGCCUCGCAUCGACUCAAGAAAGUCGCCGAUACUCUGUCCUCAAAUCCUAUCUCUGCCUCGGUGUUGCCUGAUACAAUGUCUUCUCGAGUGCAAGAGCCUGACCGGCUCCCCUGGGAUCCUACUUGCGCGCGGUUUCCUUCUCGCAAGGAGUUGCCCGCGCUCACCGGCGCUCCGGAAGGUGCAGCUUGGGUGUGGGGUGAAGAUGAUUCGCUUGGAAGAUUGAAUCUGCUUACCCCGGAGCGGGUGAAGGCUGCCGCGGCGGAGAUUCAGACGGGGGAAAUGAUUCGGCUUGACCUUCCGUUGAAUGUUCCCGAGACUCCGGCUUUUGGACGGGAGGCUUUCCAGCAUAAAAUCAAGUUACUGGUCGAUGGCGUGGCGUACGAUGAUACGUAUACGUUGAACACACAGAGUGGUACGCAAUGGGAUGGGUUCAGACAUUUUUCGCAUAUCGAUUCUCAAACCUUCUACAACAGCACCAAAGCCUCCGACAUCGUCGGCGAAAACGCGAACCUCCGCUGCAGCAUCCACCACUGGGCUGUCCAUGGUAUUGCCGGCCGCGGCAUCCUGCUCGACUAUCGCCAUUACGCGAAAGUCCACAACGUCGACUAUGACCCCUAUACGGCGCACCCCAUCUCCUUUGCCGACCUCAAAGCCUGCGCCACGUACCAGGGGAUCGAUCUCCGUCCGGAGUUGCAAGGCGGGGACAUCAAAGUGGGCGACAUCCUCAUGGUUCGCUCGGGGUUUGUAGAGCGGUAUGACCAGCUGACUCCGGCGGAGCGCACAGCGGCCGCCCAGCGCGCACACGAUGAUUCCAAGUGGGCUGGUUUGAAGCAAGAAGAGGCUGUAAAGGACUGGCUUCAUGACUGCUACUUUGCCGCGGUUGCAGGAGACUCGCCCACGUUCGAGUGCUGGCCGCCGAUUGACGGCAACUACAUGCAUCAGAGCAUUCUGGCGUUGUGGGGCAUGCCACUGGGCGAGAUGUGGGAUUUGGAGAAGUUGGCGGUUAAGUGCCGGGAAAGGAAGAAGUGGACAUUCUUCAUGACGAGCGCUCCGGCCAAUGUUGCUGGUGGUGUUGGAUCUCAUGCAAACGCGACAGCUAUUCUUUAGAGCUAAGCUGUAUGUUGAACUAUUCUAUGUAUCAGCGUCUCGAUUAGCAAUAUCUCUAUGGUGAAUCACUCCUUCUGCCGAAGACACUUAUAUAGGUACAAAAUUCUAGACAAAGUCAACAAGUUGUGCAUCGGCAACGUAGAGAUCAAGCUUGGCUUGCAAUUAAGCACUUCUUGCCUUGUAGCGCUGUCUAUAAGGAUUACCAUCCCUUCUGCAAUGUGCUAACGUCUGUCUAGAUUGACGAGGGAUGUAUACCUCUUGAACUCUCUUCCAAAGAACGGUACAUGUACUCCAGGAAGGAGAACAACAACAACAACCAGAGCAG
Aspergillus novofumigatus IBT 16806 is the source of this 1438-nucleotide messenger RNA. RefSeq lists its product as uncharacterized. Lineage: Eukaryota; Fungi; Ascomycota; Eurotiomycetes; Eurotiales; Aspergillaceae. Gene Ontology annotation, molecular function: arylformamidase activity. The transcript is spliced from 6 exons. The record is from RefSeq and is a predicted model, not a curated record. The coding region runs from base 1 to 1113 and encodes 370 amino acids.